This is a messenger RNA of Leptinotarsa decemlineata (Colorado potato beetle), 689 nucleotides long. RefSeq names its product ATPase inhibitor mai-2, mitochondrial. Gene Ontology annotation, cellular component: mitochondrion. Gene Ontology annotation, biological process: negative regulation of ATP-dependent activity. NCBI's taxonomy places the organism in Eukaryota, Metazoa, Arthropoda, Insecta, Coleoptera, Chrysomelidae. Gene Ontology annotation, molecular function: ATPase inhibitor activity. The record is from RefSeq and is a predicted model, not a curated record.
AUAUUUGACAUUUGAGAUUUGAGGUUAUCUGUGUCUGAAGGACGUUCAUUUUUUGCUAAAUCCAGAUUCACAAUUGUAUUACUAUUUAUUAUAAUGAAUACAAGUACAAAAAUACUUAGAUUCAAUGUACUUAAACAUUUUCGUUUAAUGUCACAAUUAGGCGAUCUGGGAAGCGGAGCCGGCAAGGGAGGUGGCGGCGGUGGGAGUAUUAGGGAAGCCGGUGGAGCUUUUGGGAAGCAAGAAGCGGCUAGAGAGGAAGAAUAUUUCUACAAACAGCAAAAGGAACAGUUGCAGAAACUAAAAGGGGAUUUGAAGGACGAGAUUAGUUUCCACGAAGAACAAAUCAAGAGACACCAAGAGGCCAUUGCCCGCCAUAAGAAUCGAGUUGAUGAGAUUGAGAAGCAGUAAUUAUUACAUUUGAAUGUGAUGUCCAGCCAAUUAGAACCACCAAUACAGUUAACAUGAUGGGAUACUGAUAAAGGGAGGAAAACUUGAACCACCUGUAUACAACCAUCUUGUUAACAGCAGAUUAUAUCAGUUCUCUUUAUGUGAUUCUGAGUAAUAGUAUGUUUUGUAUUUUAUUUGGCUGGGCAGCAUUUUAGUUGAACAUAAUAUGAAAAUGUUCAUGUAAGUCUCUCAUUGCUUAUACCAUGCUAUUAUGUCUGAUACAAUAUAGAAAAUGUUUUUAA